AUGGUCAGAGAUGAACUCACCAGGAAAUACUUUGUUAACUGCGACAGAAUCCUUGAGACGAGAGAUAACGAGAUCAAGAUAUGUGAUAGCAAGCUGAAAAAUUGCAACAAGUCAGGAUUAAUGGCACAUAAGGAAACAUCUAAACAUAUGAAAAACUUUGAAGCAAAGAAAAAAAGUCUGAGUAUUAAAUGUUUCACAAGGAAGCAAGUGGAAGAUCCACAAGAUAAAGUGCACAAUGCUGAGCUGCUGUUAUCAGCGUUCAUGGCAGAACACGGCAUGCCUUUUUCGCAGGCGGAUCAUCUAAUUGAAGUGAUGAAAAAAAUGUUUCCUGAAUGUGAUACAGUUAAGAAAAUGACAAUGAAGAAAACAAAAGCUUCAUAUGUGAUGCAAUAUGGACUAGCUUGGGAAGAACGCCAAGAAAUAGUGGAAAUCUGUAGAGAGAACAAGUUUUCCCUUAUGAUCGAUGAGAGCACUGAUGUAUCGGUGACGCAGAUUCUUGCAGUAAUGGUACGGUUCUACGAUAAGAAGAAAUGUCAGGUGACAGACGCCCUAUUGGACAUAAUAGAAGUGGAAGAUGCAAGUGCAGAGGGUCUGUACAAGGUUGUGAAAGAACUAUUCCAAAGUAAAAAUAUUCCACUUACAAAUAUCAUUGGCUUCGCAAGUGACAAUUGCUCGGCAAUGAUGGGUGUUCACAAUGGAUUCCAGGCACGCUUGAAGGAAGACGUACCCUCUGUAUAUAUCCUUGGUUGCGUAUGCCAUUCUUUCGCCCUUUGUGCUAGCCAUGCAUGUAUCCACUUGCCUUCCUACCUUGAAUCAUUUUUGAAGAACGUUUGCUGCUACUUUUCUCGAAGUAGCAAGCGACAACAUCAGUUCAGACUGAUUCAAGAAGUCGUGCAUAGCCCCAAACACAAGAUGAUUAAACUCUCGCAGACCCGCUGGUUAUCUCGAGGUCAAGUGAUAUCCAGAGUUUUGGAGCAGUGGGAUGCCCUCCUGCUGUUCUUUCAGACAGAGUCUGCUUCAGAUGAAGAUGGAGCAUCUCAAAUUUAUAAGACAAUGUCAAGGAAGGGCACUAAACACAUGCUUUUGUUCCUGAAUUAUAUCCUAGGAAAAGUGGAUAGAAUGAACAAAGAGUUUCAGGCUGAGUCCUUCAGGCUCAGCAGCCUGUACUCCUCAAUCUCUGACGAGUAUCGAAACAUCCUAAGUAUGUUUCUUAAAAAUGAGGUGCUUGAAUCACGAAAACUAUCAGACAUUAAUCCUCACAACUCCUCACUGUACCUUGGUGUAGAUGACGUAAAUGUUGGCGGAAGAUGCAGUGCUUUGCUACUGAAAGAACCGCUUGGUGAAUCAAAGAGAAAGUUUCUUGCUGACUGUCGGGGAUUUCUAGUGGAACUAUGUGCUCAAAUAAGAAAGAGAUUUCCUUUGGACGAAAAUGGUGUCCUGGCCCAGCUUCAUAUCAUUGACCCAAAAGUUGCAUUAUCUCCACAACGAAAACCGAAAUUUAUCGCAAAAUUAGCUGUUCACUUCCCUACACUCGUGAAUGAGGCAAACUUGGAUGAUUUACAAGAUGAAUGGGAGUCUCUGUUGUGGUUCAAGGGUAGCCUCCAAAGCUUGAACCAGUUACCAACUUCUUUCUGGCAAGAGCUACUCCAAGUAAAGGAUGCGAACAAUAAAACAAAAUUUCCUAUUCUUGCUGUAUUCAUGAGAGAUCUCUUGGCGCUACCACAUUCAUCUGCUUCAGUCGAACGAAUGUUUUCUAAAAUCAACUUAAUAAAGACGAAGCAGUCAAAUAGCCUCUUAUCCAACACUGUGGCAAACAGAAUGCUUGCGAAACAGGCCAUCGCUAGACAGGGGGUAUCUUGUUAUGACUGGAAGCCAUCAAAAGUACUGCUUAGCGACUUGAAAACUGGAAAAUGCCAUCAGCGCUACAAGGAUAUGUGCUCAAAAGUGGAAAUGGCAACUCUGCAUUCACCUGACCCUGAUGAUGACGACAGUGAUGAGGAACCCCCACUUCAGGUGUAUGCAUAUUAA
Molecule: messenger RNA, 2028 nt
Organism: Portunus trituberculatus (swimming crab)
Lineage: Eukaryota; Metazoa; Arthropoda; Malacostraca; Decapoda; Portunidae
Exons: 2
Coding region: 1-2028 (675 amino acids)
Molecular function (GO): protein dimerization activity
Source: RefSeq, a predicted model, not a curated record